Owenia fusiformis is the source of this 2211-nucleotide messenger RNA. NCBI's taxonomy places the organism in Eukaryota, Metazoa, Annelida, Polychaeta, Sabellida, Oweniidae. The record is from the annotation of a GenBank genome assembly.
AGUUUGAGACUAUUUUCCAAUAUGGCGGCCUCUCAAAGAGAAAAUUUGACAACAACCAAGAGUUGGAAUGCUUUACAGCGUUAUUUCAGCGAAAAUGGACCCAAAAUCAAUCUUCCACAAAUGUUCAAAGAUGACCCUAAUAGAUUCCAGAAGUUCAGUGUGACCGUGGGCACAGAUGGAGGGGACCUGCUACUGGAUUACUCAAAAAAUCUUGUUAAUGAGGAUGUAAUGACCAAGCUUUUUGAUCUGGCCAGAGAGAGGAAUGUCGAAGAGAUGAGAGAUGCCAUGUUCAAUGGUGAGAAGAUUAACUUUACUGAGCAGCGAGCAGUCCUCCAUACAGCCCUAAGGAACCGCUCUAAUACACCAAUCAUGGUCAAUGGAGCUGAUGUUAUGCCAGGCGUGAAUGCAGUAUUGGCUCAUAUGAGAGAGUUCACCGAGGCUGUAAGGAGUGGAGCAUGGACUGGAUAUACGGGAGAGAAGAUAACUGAUGUGGUCAACAUUGGAAUUGGGGGAUCUGAUUUGGGACCUUAUAUGGUAACAGAGGCCCUGAAACCCUAUUCCAAGGGAGGCCCUAGAGUUCAUUUUGUCUCCAAUGUAGAUGGAACCCACUUUGCCAAAGUUAGUGAGCUGCUGAACCCUGCAACUACUCUCUUCAUCAUUGCAUCUAAGACAUUUACAACUCAAGAGACAAUAACAAAUGCCACAUCUGCCAAACUCUGGUUCUUGGAAGCAGCGAAAGAUGAAUCCGCAGUUGCCAAACACUUUGUUGCUCUAUCAACAAACUCUGUUUUAGUGAAGAAGUUUGGAAUUGAUGAGAAAAAUAUGUUUGAAUUCUGGGAUUGGGUGGGAGGAAGAUACUCACUCUGGUCCGCUAUAGGACUUUCCAUUGCAGUAAAUAUAGGCAUGGACAACUUUGAAGCUCUCCUGUCUGGUGCUCACUUUAUGGACCAACACUAUAGGACUGCCCCUCUUGAGAAGAAUCUGCCUGUUUUACUAGCACUACUGGGGGUCUGGUACUCUAACUUUUAUGGGGCAGAGAGCCAUGCUUUGCUACCCUAUGACCAGUAUAUGCAUAGGUUUGCUGCCUACUUCCAACAAGGUGACAUGGAGUCUAAUGGAAAAUAUGUCACCCGUAGUGGUCAAAGAGUUAACUACACUACAGGCCCUAUUGUAUGGGGUGAGCCAGGAACUAAUGGCCAACAUGCCUUCUACCAGUUAAUACACCAAGGAACUCGUCUCAUCCCAUGUGACUUUCUGAUUCCUGUUGAGACUCACAACCCUGUACAAGAUGGUCUCCAUCAUCAGAUCUUACUAUCAAACUUCCUGGCUCAGACUGAGGCUCUGAUGAAGGGCAAGAGCAGAGAUGUUGCAGAGGCAGAACUGAAGACAUCUGGUAUGAGCCCAGAAGAUAUAGCUCACAUUCUUCCACAUAAGGUGUUUGAGGGUAACAAGCCAAGCAACUCUGUCAUCUUCCAGAAGUUGACUCCAUUCAAUCUAGGCAUGCUUAUUGUUUUGUAUGAACACAAGAUCUUCACCCAGGGGGUCAUCUGGGACAUUAACUCCUUCGAUCAGUGGGGUGUUGAGCUUGGUAAGCAGCUAGCAAAGGUCAUCCAACCAGAACUUGGGGAUGCCACACCAGUAGACAAUCAUGAUUCAUCUACUAAUGGACUCAUCAAUUUCAUUAAAUCUCAUAGGAAUUUACAGAGUAGACACCUCAUUGUGACAUCAUAUAUUCCAGGAACUCGUCUCAUCCCAUGUGACUUUCUGAUUCCUGUUGAGACUCACAACCCUGUACAAGAUGGUCUCCAUCAUCAGAUCUUACUUUCAAACUUCCUGGCCCAGACAGAGGCUCUGAUGAAGGGCAAGAGCAGAGAUGUUGCAGAGGCAGAACUGAAGACAUCUGGGAUGAGCCCAGAAGAUAUAGCUCACAUUCUUCCACAUAAGGUGUUUGAGGGUAACAAGCCAAGCAACUCUGUCAUCUUCCAGAAGUUGACUCCUUUCAAUCUUGGCAUGCUUAUUGUUCUAUAUGAACACAAGAUCUUCACCCAGGGUGUCAUCUGGGACAUUAACUCCUUCGAUCAGUGGGGUGUUGAGCUUGGUAAGCAGCUAGCAAAGGUCAUCCAGCCAGAACUUGGGGAUGCCACACCAGUAGACAAUCAUGAUUCAUCUACUAAUGGACUCAUCAAUUUCAUUAAAUCUCAUAGGAAGUAA